AGACGUCGCUCACACAAAACCCAAGCUGGGAAGUGUUUCUACCCCCUUAGUUCUCCUUGUCUGACUUUCCUAGUUGCAUCUAUUGAGGGUUUCGUCUUGUGUUCCCUUUUGAGUUGCCUUUAGUGGGACUUCUACCAAAACUUCUGGGUGGAAGCUGUACAUAUGGCUUCCUGGAAGGCCUGGAUUCUGGGCCUCCUUCUCGUCCUUCUCUGCUCAUUCCAGCUCCCUAAAGUACAGGGACAGGAACAGGAGCACCACCACCAUGACCAUGGCAAAGUAGAGCACCAUCACCAUGAGGAUGAAUACCAUCAUCACAAGGAACACCACCACCAUGGGCAUCAUAGUCAGCAGAGUGACAAUGAUGAGGAUGGUGAUGAUGAUGAUGAUCUCUCCCAGGCCACUCAGCAUCAUGGACAUCACCAAGAAGGCCAUCAUUCCCACAAAGAUGAUGAGAAGGAGCAUCACCACCACCACCAUGAUCACCAUGGUGAUGAUGGAAGUGACACUGGCCAAAGUGAACAUCAUCAUCAUCAUCAUCAUCAUGAACAUCAUAGCAGCCAUCACCACCACCACCACCACGAUGAUGACGACGACGACGAUGAGCAGGAGGACCAACAUCACCACCAUCAUCAUGAGCAUCAUAGUGAACAUCACCACCACCAUGAUGAUGAUGAUGACGACGAUGAUGAUGACGACGAUGAGGAUGAACAUCACCAACAUCAUGAACAUCAUGGUAUCCACCACCAUCAUCACCAUGAUGACGAUGAUGAAGAAGAUGAGGAUGAACACCAUCACCAUCAUGAUCACCACCAUCGUCACCAUGAUGAUAAUGAUGAUGAUGAUGACGACGACGAUGACAGUGAUGAAGAAGAGCACACCAGGCAUCACCAUCAUUACCAUGAUGGUAAUGAUGAUGAUGACGACGACGACGACGACGACGAUGACGAUGAUGAUGAUGAGGAGGAGAAGGAGUCCCAUGGACACCAUCAUCAUGGUGGCCAUCAUCACCAUGAUGAAGGAGAGGAAGACAAAAAGCACCAUCAUCACCACCAUCACCAUCAUCCUGGUGAUAAUGAAGAAGAGUCUGAUGAAAGUGCUUCUAAGGAAGAAGAUGAACAUGAACAUGAAGGACACAAAGAAAAGCAUCACAAACAUGAAAAGUCCAAGAAACACCAUGAAGGAGAAGAAGAAGAAGAUGAAGAAGAUGAGGAUGAAGAUGGUGACUAUGAGGCAGGCUCUGUUUGCCACUACUGUGCCUUCUGCAAGCAUUGUGAUGAAUGUGACAAAUGUCCUUGUAAAGAAGGAGACAGCAGUGAAUACUGUACAAGCUGUCAGUAUUGUCAUUUCUGUUACAUUUGCCCUGUGUGUGAAACAGCCUGUGCACCAGGGAGCAUCGUAGAUGAAUUAUCAGGAGCUUUAUUUCAGACAAUUGCCACCAUUUUUGAGCAGCAAGAGCACUGAAGCACCCCUCCCUGGAGAGGAGAAAACCUAAAAGGAAAGGAACAGCAAUCCUUGACCUUUAGGGACAAACAGCACCAGAUGAGCAGUUCCAUGAUUUUUCUUCCUAAUAGUUUUAUUCCCUCCCCUGUACUCUUAAAGCUCUACUCCCCAUUUUUUCCCUUCCUGGGACAAAAGAUAAAGGGCCCCCUUACCAAGUUUGAAAAAGUUUUUAAAAAUUGUACAUAAACUCCCAGAACCCACCAGCUAAGCAUUCUGGUAGUCCAGAAAAGUAAUUUUUCCAAGUCUGCCUAUAUCUUUCACAGCUGGUAAGAAAGAAACCUUGGUGGAGGAGUGAUUUUGAAAGAUUUUAAUAGUCCAGUUAUUUCCUCCACACGCUUACGGUUUCAACUUCCAGCACCUUUGUUUCCUUCAAAAGAAAACCCUCCAUUGAUAGGAAGAAUCACAGAACUCAAGUCUUGUGUAUUUGAUCCUUAUAGCUUAGUAGAAAGGCCCUUCCAUGCAGGCCAGGACCUGUUGGGCAAGGAGAAAAAUCCACAUUUUACUGAACUAAUCCACCUUGGGGCAAGGGAUACUGUAGGCCUUACCUAACACCUCUGUGCUCUACGUUUCCCCAGCCGCUGAAUUACUACAAGCUUAAUCACAUUUGUGGCUUGUUUCUGAGGGAUAGGUCUACUUCUCACAUCUGUCAGAUCCCUAGAUAUUGUUUGGCCUACAACCCCUUUGGGAAACUUUAAAUGGAAAGCAGCACAUCACGUUUCAUAGACUAAAUAUGUGCAAGUGCCGUCAUCCCAUUUAUGGGAGUUAUAACCCAACAAAACUUGAGAGUUCCAGGCUGAGUUAAUUUGUACCAUAUGAUUUUACAUCUUUCGGUGACUUGCUGCUGAAUUCUGAACUGACUUCAUUUGUUUUACACCUUAGGAUAGUUUAAUUUGAGCCAUGACCAUUCAUACACAGGAGCACAUACUUGGUAACUGCUAUCAUCAAAGGAUAGAUAUGCCUGUAUGAACAAGCUUUUAAGUUGCACUGCAAACCUAAAACUGCUUCAGCCCCAAUAUGAUUGAAGUCAUUUCCUCCCAAGGAAUGCUGGACAUGGAGUCUUUUAUGAAACUGCCAAACAGUCAGUUAGAGAUCACCAGAUCUUCCUAGAAUAAUAAACCAUCACAGCUAAAACAUCUGCCAUUAUCUCAAGUAAUACAACCUGUGCUGCAAACUUAAAAGCUGGUUUUAUAAUGGUAUGAGAGGAAUGGAGCACUGCAGCUGUUGUUAGGACUACAGGUCCCAUUUUCACAUAUCAUUGCCAUGUAGACUAGAGCUGAUGGGAGCUGCAGUUGAACACUUGGGGGGCCAUAUGUUUCCUUUCUUCAUUCUGCAAGUGCCUUUGCUCCACUGCACAUGUCAUAUUGCAUCUGAUGUUCCUCUUAACUGUCAGAAGAUAGGAAGCUCUGUCCUCCUAUGUGCAAAUUGAAUGUAGUAACGUAAGGAAUUUUCCUCGUGCCUAGAGUAACAUCUUACAACUUUAAAUCUAAUUGAAAACUACUGCUACCAUUGUUGUACAAAGGAAGCUGAAAUAGAAGCUGGCAGUUUUUUCUUUUUAGUAACUGGCAGAGGGAAAUACAUCUGUCAGAGAUCAAAAUCUCAAGUUGUUGAUAUAUGCAUUUAUGCCAUUUCCAAUUCCGGGUGAUCCUAAUGUGAACCUGUAAUGAGGUUUUCUUUGUUCAAAGGCUGAAAGUGGGUGACUACUCAAGUUCACCCAAUGGGUUUCCAUGGUCAAAUGGAGAUCUGAACACUGAUCUCCUAGAGUCCGUAUGACAAGGGGUGAGGAAGCCUAUCACUUUAAAAAGCAAUCCCUGUGUGAAUAGUCUGGAACAAGACACAAAGCUUUAGCUUUUCAUUUCUUAUGAUCUCAUGUUUUGGGACUCUUCUGCUUUGGCUGAAGUAAAAGAAAUCUCCUCUCCCACUCCUUUGUGAUCCUCCUCCCCAGUUGCCUUUUUUAUUCUUAAUUUAUAGCCAUUGCUUUGUUUUGUUUUAAUAGAGAAUAACAAUUAAAAAAUUUCUUCUGA
Messenger RNA from Sceloporus undulatus (fence lizard), 3521 nucleotides. RefSeq names its product histidine rich calcium binding protein (gene HRC). The coding region runs from base 163 to 1461 and encodes 432 amino acids. Gene Ontology annotation, molecular function: calcium ion binding. The record is from RefSeq and is a predicted model, not a curated record. The transcript is spliced from 6 exons. NCBI's taxonomy places the organism in Eukaryota, Metazoa, Chordata, Lepidosauria, Squamata, Phrynosomatidae.